CCCAGUGGUUUUCACAACCCACUGUCCGAGGGCAACGGACGUGAAUAUGCAUACGUGAAAGCAUCUUUAAGGAAUGCUCUAAUUACCUCCCACCAUUCAGAUAAGUGACAUUUUAAGGUAUUAACGUGGCAAGGAUCUCAUCGCAAUCGAGCUAUCCCUGCUGGUCGUGGAUGUCCUCAAACCAUGCCACUAUUUCGGAGUGAUUCCGUAGGAAUUUGAUUUCAUCACGACAAACCAUUUUGGGGACCAAAGACUUCAAAGUCUGGCAGGAACAUAAAGAAAAACAAAAUUUAGACUCAUAGUGGAACAUCUAUCUGUUUGUCGCAUCAACACACGUGUCGGCAUCUUUGUGAAGGAUCUCCUGCUUACAGAUUGUAAAGUCUACUUUAGUAACGAUGAUACCCCGCCGAACUAUUGCUAAACUAGCCUGCCUCAUUCUCAUCGGCCCUGUAUUCAUCUACGGAAUCGUGAAGUUCAGGUACCUAUUGGAUGCCGAGCACGAGGUCCGUCAAGGUCGUAUGUCUCUCUGGAGAAAGACUGGGUACGGAGUCCAAAGUUCGAGCAGCGAGGGUGAAAUGUCCCCGAGUCUGUACUGGAAGAGGAGAAGUGCAUCUCGUCUGGUCGGGGACAAGACGAAGGAGAAUGCGGAAGAAAAGAAUGUUACCAAACUUCGCAAAGAAGUGAUAAUGGCUCUGAAAAAGCUAGAUAUCGCAAAAAAGAAAUUGCACCAUCGAGAAAUUUUAAACAAAUAUCCGUAUACUAGUGGAAAGCCGGGAUGGAAAAUGGAAAAUAGUUCUGAAAACAAAGUAGGUAUUGUCAAUAAAUUACAUGAGAAAAUAGAGCACUCUGAUAUGCAGAAAGACGAAAUGGGCCUUGAUAUAUUGGAAACCGAGGGUGAAAUCGGUAAUUAUUUCGAUGAGGAUGAUGAAGAUAUUGAGGAUGACCCCAAUCUAAAUGCGGAUGUUGUACGAGCUGUGCCUGUCUCACAUGUAAAACGAUACGUGGAUGAACCUGUGGAUCCACAUGAAUAUAACUACAUUUACAACCCAUCUCACCGCUGCUACGACAAAGAUGGACGACCUCGCAGUGUCUUCCUACUCCUGAUGGUAGUAACAGCACCGGGGCACUUCCAGAGGAGGGAUGUCAUCAGGAAUACUUACGGAAGCGAGGAUCAAUGGCCCGCUCUUAAGAGAGGUGUCUUUACCACGGUGUUCCUUCUUGGAAAGACCUUCAACGACACUCAGCAGAAGAUGAUAGACAAAGAGGCCCAUAUAUACAGUGACAUCGUGCAGGAGGAUUUCAUCGACACCUACGCCAAUCUCUCUCGGAAGACGGUGAUGGGGUUGAAGUGGGUGACGAACCACUGUCGACAUACCACUUUUGCCAUGAAAAUUGACGACGAUUCCAUGAUCAACCAGGGGCGGUUCCUCUGGAUCUUCAAGGAUUCCUCGCUCACAAACUGGACAGCAUCAGAGACAAUGCUGAAUGCCCCGGUGUUACGUAGCACCACUAGUAAGUACUUCAUCUCCGAGGAAUAUUACCCUGCACCAACAUACCCACCGUAUAUGAAUGGUCCUGGAUAUGUCUUGUCUUCGGACCUGGUUGAAUCGGGCUACCACAUGGCUCUCAAGACACCCCUCUUCCCAUGGGAAGACGUCUUCCUCGGCACCUGCUUCAAGAAGAUGGGUUUCAAACCCGUUUACCAUAAACGUUUCCUGUGGAUACCCAACCCUCAGUUCUUCACUUUAAACAGCGAGAGGACAAUAGUCUCAGGAAUACGUCCCUACAUUGUGAUAUCAAAUCUACAACCUAAUACCAUGGAGUUCGUUUGGUUUAUAUGCAAAAUUAAACUUAUCAGACCGGUAUGAUGCCCUAAUUGCGUCUUUCAUUUUCAACUCAAAACAAAUCCAAAGUUUCUAUAUAUUCUUAUAAGUAUGAAAUUUCGUUUCCUUUUAAUGAUUUAGUUUCAUUUAAUACGAAACGAUGUCGUACUUAUAGACAGAUGACAGAAAGAAAACUUAGUUUCUGCAUGCUGAUAUCGGAAUUACUGAAUCAAAUUAUUUAUCAUUCUCUCUCAAGAAUUUCAUAUAAUAAGACAUAAAAAUGAUGCGUUUCGGAUAUGCCAAUAGUGUUCUUGUUUUUUCAUCUGUCCUAUCUCGGUAUAGCUUGCCAUUAAACUAUCUCCCUUCUUUUAAUUUGAUGAUGAGUUUGUCCUGACGACUUAAUAAGUACUUACUCAAUUUGUUAUUAAUUAUGAACCUGAUAAUUAACCGCAUCUGCUUUGCAUGCUUAUUUUAUAUAUGAUAUAUAAAGAUAUUGAUAAUGGAAAUAGAAAUAAUGAUGAUGGUAUAUGGUAAUGAUAAUCAGGCGCGGAUCCAGGAGGCCGAGCG
Strongylocentrotus purpuratus (purple sea urchin) is the source of this 2390-nucleotide messenger RNA. Its product is annotated as UDP-GlcNAc:betaGal beta-1,3-N-acetylglucosaminyltransferase 7. The record is from RefSeq and is a predicted model, not a curated record. Bases 396 to 1868 code for a protein of 490 amino acids. Gene Ontology annotation, molecular function: hexosyltransferase activity. Lineage: Eukaryota; Metazoa; Echinodermata; Echinoidea; Camarodonta; Strongylocentrotidae. Gene Ontology annotation, cellular component: membrane. The transcript is spliced from 2 exons.